Molecule: messenger RNA, 978 nt
Organism: Cladocopium goreaui
Lineage: Eukaryota; Dinophyceae; Suessiales; Symbiodiniaceae
Source: the annotation of a GenBank genome assembly
AUGCGAAUGGCCAACGAAGUCAUUCAAGGACCAGUUGUACCCGGAUGCGGUGUGAUGUUGCGAUUGCUGAAAGCCAAAAAUCAGCAGCAAGCAGACCGCUCCAUUGUUCCCACGCGCUUCCAAUGGUUUCAACAGCUGUGUCUAAUUCUCGGUGUGCCGCAAAAGUCGGGCAGCCACAGGCCCCAGCCUUUGGAGAGGACUCCCUUGGCCUUGGAAGCCUGGGAGCAGCUCUCAGGCAGUGACGAGGGUGGCCGCGUGUCUGUAGUUUUGGCAUUGUGUGGAGACCAAACCUGGAGGGCCUGGAGGGUGGAAGCGGCCUCGUCUGUGUUGGGCAUGAUCCAAGAGGAGAACGUGGUCUUUGUGAUUGAUGUCUCUGGAUCCAUGCAGGUUUACCUUGAGGAUGUGAAGUCCGCGGUGAACCUGGCUCUGGUGCAGCAGUUUCAUCAGAUGCAGCGGCACUUCAACUUGGUGACCUUCACCGAGGGACAGAUCGAGUUUCGCGACGACUUGGUUCCAGCGACUCCGAGAAAUCUCGAGGACGCUAUGCGCUUUUGCCAGCAUACGCAGGCAGGUGGCGGAAGUAAUUUGGCAGCUGCAGUCCGCAACGCCUUCAGAUUCAAAAAGGCUGAAGCCAUUUUGGUGAUCACGGAUGGCAAGACCGAGGUUUCUGAAGACCUGCUCACACAAGUCAAGGUUCAUUACCUUGGCCAUCCGCGACGAGCAAAGGUUCAUACGGUUGGCAUCAACUGCGUGCCCGGAAGGAUCAAGCAGAGGGCGCUGCAGAGCUUAGCCCACUUGACACAGGGCUCCUUCAGAUCUGUCUGCUUGGAGCAGGACACCUUCGUGCCAGUGGCCGCAGGUCAAAAGGUGAAAGGCAUUGACCUCUUGGACCAGCAAUACGUGACCACCGACGAGGACACCAUUACGGACGCUGUGCUGGAGGAUCCCUAUUCGGAAGAUGACCGGCUGCAGCGCUGA